Molecule: messenger RNA, 423 nt
Organism: Trypanosoma brucei brucei TREU927
Lineage: Eukaryota; Euglenozoa; Kinetoplastea; Trypanosomatida; Trypanosomatidae
Product: calpain-like protein fragment; calpain-like cysteine peptidase, Clan CA, family C2
Exons: 1
Coding region: 1-423 (140 amino acids)
Source: RefSeq, a predicted model, not a curated record
AUGGGUCUAUUUCUGAGCAAACAAGGUGAAGGCCAACUCCUUGCCGAGCCCACCAUGCAAAGCACAAUUCAAGUUCCUCUCUUCAAUGGCUUGUUGUAUCGUCUUGUGGAUGAAGCUGACGGUACCAUUGGUUUCUUUAACAACUCAAAGGAUUAUGAGUUUCAUGUGACAUAUCUUUUCAGCGCAAACAGCCUCAUUGAACCAUUGGAUAAAGCCACAGCUGCACAGCAGGAUGAUGGAAUUCUCUGCGAGGUCACCAUUUACCCACUUGAGACGCAACGUUUCGUUAAGGGAGAAAUUACCGGAUAUGAAAGUAAAAUUGAUGCCUUGUUGCUUUCUGAUGAUUACUUCCGGUUAAAUGAGGACCGUAACCCGGAGAGAUAUUUCCGUCACACCGGUCCCUUCAAGGCGACAUCGUUUUAA